UCAAGAGUCAUUUGGAACAUUGGGUGCGAUAGUAAGGAGCCGUACAGGCAACCGUGGAGUUGGAUUCUUGACAAAUAUGCAUGUAGCGGUUGAUCUUGACUACCCAAAUCAGAAGAUGUUUCAUCCAUUGCCUCCUAGCCUUGGACCUGGGGUGUAUCUGGGAGAAGUGGAAAGGGAAACAUCUUUCGUUAGAGACGAUCUUUGGUAUGGCACCUUUGUUGGAACAAACCCAGAGACAUUUGUUCAAGCUGAUGGGGCCUUCGUUGCUUUUGCUGAUAGUUUAGAUAUCUCCAAUGUGACUACGACUGUGAAGGGUGUAGGCGAGAUUGGGGAUGUUAAAACUAUAGAUUUGCGAUCUCCAAUCAACAGCCUCGUUGGGAAGCAAGUGGUGAAGGUUGGAAGAAGCUCCGGCUUGACUACUGGGACGAUAAUCGCCUAUGCACAUGAUUACGAUGAUAAGAGGGGUAUCUGCUUCUUCACUGAUUUUCUUGUUGUGGGUGAUAACCAACAAGCCUUUCAUCUUGAAGGGGAUAGUGGGAGUCUCAUCCUUUUAACAGGAGAGGAAGAUGAGAAGCCAAGGCCCAUUGGGAUCAUAUGGGGUGGAACAGGAAAUCAUGGGCAAAUGAAGCUGAAAGUUGGCCAACCUCCUGAGAAUUGGACUAGUGGAGUUGAUCUUGGUCGUCUUCUUAAUCUUCUUGAACUCGAUCUGAUAACAACCAGUGAUGGACUUCGAGAAGCAGUGCAAGAGCAAAGAAGUGCAUUAGCAGCAUUUGCAGAUUCCAUGGGUGGAAAGUCUGCUUUCGCAGAAGGAAGAUUACCUAAGCUGCCUUUGGAUUUCGACCUCGAACAAUUCCCAACUGAAGAUUGCACCUGUUUAGGGGAGAACCGGUUCCUUGUGCAUAAUGAGUUCCAUUAACCGAAAUGAUAGAAAGUGCUUAACCUUUUCAUUUUGCUGCCCGAAGCCAUCUUUUUUACCAUUUUUUUUUUGUUGUUGUUGAAUGAUCAAUGAGUUCAGGUCAGCUGCUCUUACCAAGAGCUAAGUGCCGUAGAGUGUAUAAAUUCUGAACGUAAGUAGCCAGACUUUAUAAAUUGAUCAGAGAGUUGGCGCUACAGUGUUGGCACGAGGACAUACUUUUUCCUAGUUCAUUAUUCCAGCUCUUUGUUAAC
Papaver somniferum (opium poppy) is the source of this 1167-nucleotide messenger RNA. RefSeq lists its product as uncharacterized. The record is from RefSeq and is a predicted model, not a curated record. The coding region runs from base 77 to 916 and encodes 279 amino acids. The transcript has 3 exons. Lineage: Eukaryota; Viridiplantae; Streptophyta; Magnoliopsida; Ranunculales; Papaveraceae.